AUGAAACAUUUUCCUGAAACACACACCGCCAAUAAUAUCAAAAAUUGUUUAGAAGAAGUUCCAACUUUAUGGGAUAUAGAUACGACCAAAAUUCACGCCGUGGUACGAGACAACGGCAGAAAUGUGAUGAAAGCAAUUGACGAUUCAGUUUUUAAGGGAGUACCAUGUUUCAUACAUACUCUUCAACUGGCUAUUAAUACCGUUUUGAAACAUGAUACCAUGGCACAAAUACUAGUAAAAUCGAAACGAAUAGUGACACACUUUAAUCAUUCUAAUCAAGCUCAGUCAAAACUUCGGGAUAUGCAGCAAGAACUAAAUUUAUCACAUCACCAGCUUGUUCAAGAUUUAUGUACCAGGUGGAAUUCCACAUACUAUAUGAUAUCUCGCCUCUUCGAACAAAAACGAGCUGUUUCCUUGUACCUUGCUGAAACAUCAGUAAAUUUCGAAAAUUUGUCUAAUGAAGAGUGGCAAAUACUAGGAAAAAGCAUCGAAUUACUAAAGCCGUUUGAAGAGAUUACCAAGAUAAUAAGUUCAAGUUGCUCAUCAGUAUCUGAAGUAAUACCUCAUCUGAAAACCCUAAAAAAAUAUUUAGAAAUGUAUUAUGAUGACAACAAAGAAAUCUUGGAAAUGAAAGUCCUACUGGAAAAUGAUUUGAAUAUUAGAUUCGACAUGGACCAUAACAAAAUCUUCACCUUGGCUACAUUGUUGGAUCCAAGAUACAAGCAACAGUUUUUCGAGGCAGAGGAUCUCAUCACCAUUAGGUCCCAAUUUUUCGUAGAAUCUCUGAAGAAUAGCAUGAGUGAUGACGACAGCGACAGUGGCAAAGAUGAUUUACAGAGCACCUCCACUGAUAAAAAUAAUAUAGAAACAGCAACACAUAAGAAUUUUUGGAAAUGCUACCAAAAUUUUGCAUCAAGAAAAAUACAAGAAUUUCAAGAUGACAAGUCAAGCUCAGCUCAUGAACUGCAGUCCUACUGUGCGUUACCGGUGAUAAAGCGUAAUGAUGACCCAUUUCAGUGGUGGAGCCGCAAUAGUUCUAGGUACCCUGAAAUGUCGCGCAUGGCCAAAGUGUACCUCUGUUGUCCCGCAAGUUCUGUUUACAGUAGCUAUAAAUUUAAGCAAGCCCGCAGUUAUUAUGCUGAACACGGACAUCCAGAAGGGGCAUUCACUAUAGAACUCGCCCGAAAUAUCCCUCUGGAAAUUCGGGAGAUAGCUGAACGAGAUCUCUUAUUAAUUCGAGGCCGUAUUCAAUCAAGGCACGUCGCAUCAAGAACGUAUUAUGUGUACAUUGCAGCCGAUCCAACACUUCGUGGAUGA
Molecule: messenger RNA, 1317 nt
Organism: Danaus chrysippus (African queen)
Lineage: Eukaryota; Metazoa; Arthropoda; Insecta; Lepidoptera; Nymphalidae
Source: the annotation of a GenBank genome assembly